This is a messenger RNA of Closterium sp. NIES-67, 1835 nucleotides long. The record is from the annotation of a GenBank genome assembly. Lineage: Eukaryota; Viridiplantae; Streptophyta; Zygnematophyceae; Desmidiales; Closteriaceae.
AACGUUCCAAGCCGAAAUGAACCACAUUCUACGACCACUUCUGGACGAAUGCGUGGUGGUGUACCUGGACGACAUACUCAUCUACUCGCGCGACAUGAAGCAGCACGUCGAACACCUGCGACGCGUCUUCGAAAUUCUUCGACGAGAACGAUUCUACGUCAAACUGUCCAAGAGCGAAUUCGCCCUGGAGAAAGUCCAAUUUCUAGGACACUUGGUGAGCGCUCAAGGAGUUCACGUCGACCCCAAGAAAGUCGAAGCCGUACGUACGUGGAAGACACCCGAGAACGUUCGUGCCACAGUAUGCGAAACUCGCGACACCACUCACGAAUCUGCUGAAGAAGAACACGCCUACAAAUGGGAGACGAAGCACCAGGAAGCCGUGGAGCAGCUGAAACAAGCACUAACGUCCGCACCGGUGCUCAUCCUGCCAGAUCCCGAACGUGACUACGUCAUUGAAGCAGACGCCAGUGAUCAGGCCGUGGGUGCAGUCUUGAUGCAAGACCAGGGGAAUGGACUGCAACCAAUUGCCUACCUCAGCAAGAAACUGCACGGGGCAGAACUCAACUACCCGAUACACGACAAAGAGGCUCUUGCUAUCAUCAUCGCCUUCAAAGCGUGGAGAUGCUAUCUCGAAGGACGAAGAACGACCGUCUACACCGACCACUGCAGCCUGAAAUAUUUGAAGACACAACCCAACCUUUCCAGGCGGCAGGUCCGGUGGAUCGACUUCCUCGAGACACACUUCCACUACGACAUCGUGUACAAGCCCGGCCACAAGAACAAAGCAGACGCUCUCAGCCGGCCUGCACACGGAUCCACAAAAAUCUGGGUACCCAAUUACCCUCCUUUGCGCCAGUUACUACUCGAAGAAUACCACGACGUCCUGUACGCCGGACACUUCGGUAGCAACAAGACGCUCACCGGUAUCGCCAAACACUACUACUGGCCCCAUAUGGCAGACGACGUCCAGAAAUUCGUCACCUCGUGUGAUACAUGUCAGCGGAUGAAGAGCAGCAAGCAGAAAAAGGCGGGACUACUGCAGCCUCUUCCUGUCCCAGAACAACCAUGGCAAGUGGUUAGCCUAGAUUUCAUUACCGGGUUACCACCUACCUCCAGCGGUCAUGACGCCAUCCUUGUCGUCAUUGACAAGUUCUCCAAAAUGGGACACUUCAUCCCGACACACACGACGGCACGCACCGAGGAGACAGCACAGCUCUUCGUUCGUCACAUCAUCUCACAGCAUGGCAUCCCAACUACACUCAUCUCCGACCGAGACCCCAAGUUCACUAGCAAGUUCUGGAAGGAACUUAUGUCUCUUCUCGGGACCAAACUCGCCAUGUCAUCCGCAUACCAUCCGCAGACAGACGGACAGACCGAGCGCCUCAACCAAAUUGUUGAGCAACUCCUCCGAGCAGCCUGCAAGGACGACAUCUCCAAAUGGGACUUGCACCUGCCCGUACUCGAGUUUGCUUACAACAAUGCUACACAUGCUGCUACUGGACAGACGCCGUUCUUCCUCUGCUACGGACGCCACCCACUCACACCACAAAAACCGACAGCAUCAGCUACAGUCCAACCCGCACAUGAUUUCAUUACAACCAUGCACCAGCUUUGGGAUCGGACCCACAAGCGCCUACUCGAUAUUCAACAGCAACAGAAGCGCCAAGCCGAUCGCCAUCGCAACGAUCACACCAUCACGGUGGGAGACCAGGUGCUUCUUGACACCCGCAACCUGGACAUCAGCCACCUCCCAUCUAAACUUCGACCUCGCUUCUGCGGGCCUUUUCUCGUUGAAGCACAGUUUUCCCCUUGACGCGUCCGACUGGCACUUUUAC